This is a messenger RNA of Pseudogymnoascus verrucosus, 411 nucleotides long. RefSeq lists its product as uncharacterized. The record is from RefSeq and is a predicted model, not a curated record. The transcript is spliced from 4 exons. Lineage: Eukaryota; Fungi; Ascomycota; Leotiomycetes; Thelebolales; Thelebolaceae. The coding region runs from base 1 to 411 and encodes 136 amino acids.
AUGCCUAAUGAUUAUAAUUAUAAUCCUGAUGACUGGACCCGGGAAGAGAAAAUGGCAAUGUGGAACAUCUUCUGUAGCCUCGUUUUCGACGCCACCGGCGGUGCUAACAUGGAAUACUUAUAUCCUGGUUGGGGGAAUUACACAUUGUCCGAUCUCCUCGAUGCUACUGAUCAGUUGUACUCCGUAACUCAUCCAGACGAGUAUCUACGCCUCGAAGAUCUUUCGAUUCAAAUCGUUUUAGCCAGGAGACGACCUGUUCAACUGCAGCUGGAAGAAGAGGGUGCAGAGGCCGCUCCGGUUCAGAAUCCUGAACCUGAGGUGGAGACUGGUGUGGCGGAGACUGGCGACGAGACCGGUAUCCUGGCACGUCUUUAUAGAUCUCUAUGGUGGAUAUUCAGUGGCUUUGUAUGA